UGAGUGAGGUUAUGUGCACUAUGUUUUGAUGUUGUGAACUUGUGAAAAUCACAGAAAAUGCCUGAUCCCAAGGCUUCGAAGGCCUCAAUUGGCCUCCCAAAGGCAUCAAAUCUCGAGUGCAAGGAUCUGUAUGAGUAUUUGCAAACGAGAUCACCGGAGGUACUGGAGAAACUCUACAAUUACGCCACGAUUUGCUUGGCUGUUUACAGGGAACUGCCAGAGAUUGGCCGGCAGUUUGUCAUAAGGAUUCUGUUUGUGGAACAGCCGGUGCCACAAGCAGUGGUGUCUUCGUGGGGUUCUCAGUUGCACGCCAAAGAACACACUUCUGCCAUUGGGAUCCUCUCGGAUCUGGGCGUGUGGCGAGCAGCUGCAAUCCCUGGAGGACUGCCGGCAUGGGAAUUGUGUCCCACGUACAAGAAAAACCUAAAAAUCGCACUUCUGGGCGGCGGUAAGCCCUGGUCAAUGUCGAACUCUCUGGAAUCAGACUCAAAGGCGAGGGAUGUGGCUUUCCUGGACAACUACGCCAUGUCCCGCUGGCGGUGUGUCUUGCACUACAUGGUGGGCGCGUGCAACACCAAAGCACCAGACGGCGAGGCGAUCUCACCGGACGCCGUGCGCAUCCUUCUGCACGCGAAUCUGAUGAAGCGCGAGGACGACGGCAGUUGUGUGAUCACAAAGCAGGGCUUCCAGUUUUUGCUGCUGGACACACAGGCGCAGGUGUGGCACUUUAUGCUCCAGUAUCUGGACACGUGCCACCAGCGUGGCCUGGAUCUCGGCGAGUGUCUAUCGAUGCUCUUCCAGCUCAGCUUCUCCACGCUCGGCCGGGAUUACAGCUCUGAGGGUCUUAGUCCGGGCAUGCUCACCUUCCUGCAGCACCUGCGCGAGUUUGGCCUGGUGUACCAGCGCAAGCGCAAGGCCGGCCGCUUCUAUCCCACGCGACUGGCGCUCAACAUCACCAACAAAGACGCCGUGCCGAUUGUGGCCACCGAGGAGGACGCCCAGGCGUCGCCGGGCAAGCGUCACAUCGUCAUCGAGACGAACUAUCGCGUGUACGCGUACACGGACUCCAAUUUGCUGGUGGCGCUGCUCGGGUUGUUCACGGAGCUCCUCUAUCGCUUCCCUAACUUGACUGUGGGCGUGCUCACGCGUGACUCCGUGCGCUCCGCGCUGCGCGGCGGCAUAACGGCGGAGCAGAUCAUCAGCUACUUAGAGCAGCACGCGCAUUCGGCUAUGCUGAGUGCCGCGAACGCCAAUGUCGGUUACCGCCACAGAUCCUGCCUGCCGCCCACGAUUGUGGACCAGAUCAAGCUGUGGGAGAACGAGCGCAACCGCUUCGUAUACACGGAGGGCGUCGUGUACAAUCAGUUCCUCUCGCAGGCGGACUUCAUAACACUUCGCGACUACGCGCAGUCCAUCAGCGUACUCGUGUGGCAGAACGAACGCACGCGAACGAUGGUGGUCACGAAGUCCGGUCACGACGAUGUUAAGAAAUUCUGGAAGAGGUACUCAAAGGGCACCACUUGAGUGUUAAUUGGGGGAAUAAAAGAGCAACGAAA
Molecule: messenger RNA, 1556 nt
Organism: Phlebotomus argentipes
Lineage: Eukaryota; Metazoa; Arthropoda; Insecta; Diptera; Psychodidae
Gene: mrn
Product: general transcription factor IIH subunit 4
Exons: 2
Coding region: 58-1524 (488 amino acids)
Biological process (GO): nucleotide-excision repair
Cellular component (GO): transcription factor TFIIH holo complex; transcription factor TFIIH core complex
Molecular function (GO): double-stranded DNA binding; ATPase activator activity
Source: RefSeq, a predicted model, not a curated record